AUGAGGGGUGAAAUUUUGCACCUUCAUGUUGGCCAAGCCGGUGUCCAGCUUGGCAACGCAGCUUGGGAACUCUACUGUCUUGAGCACGGCUUCGGCCUCGACGGCCGCGUAGAUCCCAACCGCAGCGAGGAUGUAGACUACGGCUCGUGGGACACCUUUUUCACCGAGACCAGCGGCGGCAAGCACGUGCCUCGUUCAAUAUUCGUCGACCUCGAUCCCUCGCCCAUCGAUGAGAUUCGAACGGGCGAGUAUCGCCAGCUGUUCCAUCCUGAGCAGCUGAUUAGCGGAAAGGAGGAUGCGGCCAACAACUAUGCUCGCGGCCAUUAUACCGUGGGCAAGGAGAUGAUUGAUACUGUCAUGGACAGGAUUCGUCGUGUUACUGACAACUGCCACUCCCUUCAAGGUUUCCUCGUAUUCCACUCGUUUGGAGGCGGUACCGGAUCUGGCUUUGGCGCGCUCAUGCUGGAGCGUCUUGCUACCGACUACGGCAAGAAGACCAAGCUCGAGUUCACCGUCUAUCCUUCUCCUCGUACUUCCACUGCUGUUGUCGAGCCCUACAAUGCAGUUCUGUCAACUCAUAGCACCAUCGAGCACUCCGACUGCACCUUUUUGGUGGAUAACGAAGCUGUCUACGAAGUCUGCCGAAGAAACCUCGACAUUGCCCGCCCUUCUCUCAACCACCUCAACAACUUGAUUGCCCAGGUGGUCAGCUCCGUUACUUCGUCCUUGCGAUUCGACGGUGCGCUCAACGUCGAUUUGAACGAGUUCCAGACCAACUUGGUUCCUUUCCCGCGCAUUCACUAUCCGCUGGUCAGCUACGCUCCUGUCAUUUCUGCCAAGAAGAGCUCCCACGAGAGCUUCAAAAUCCAGGAGCUCACCCUCCAGUGUUUCGAGCCUCAAAACCAAAUGGUCGUGUGCAACCCCCAGAAUGGCAAGUACAUGGCCGUUGCUCUGCUCUACCGCGGAGACGUCGUGACUCGUGAUACCAACGCCGCUGUCGCCAUAAUCAAGCAAAAGUCCACUUUCCACAUGGUCGACUGGUGCCCUACCGGAUUCAAGGUCGGAAUCACGUACCAAAGACCAACCGCAGUUCCCAAUGCCGCUCAAGAAGGAGGUCUCGCCGCCGUCGACCGCUCCGUAUCUAUGCUCUCCAACACCACCGCCAUCGCCGAGGCCUGGUCGCGACUUGACCUCAAGUUCGACCUGAUGCACAACAAGCGUGCGUUUGUGCACUGGUACGUGGGCGAGGGCAUGGAAGAGGGCGAGUUCUCCGAGGCUCGAGAGGAUCUUGCUGCUCUUGAGAGGGAUUAUGAAGAAGUCGCUUCUGACUCUGUCGAACCUGAUAACAUGGAGUACUAG
Trichoderma gamsii is the source of this 1359-nucleotide messenger RNA. RefSeq names its product tubulin alpha chain. The transcript is spliced from 5 exons. Gene Ontology annotation, biological process: mitotic cell cycle; microtubule cytoskeleton organization. Bases 1 to 1359 code for a protein of 452 amino acids. Gene Ontology annotation, cellular component: cytoplasm; microtubule. The record is from RefSeq and is a predicted model, not a curated record. Gene Ontology annotation, molecular function: structural constituent of cytoskeleton; GTP binding. NCBI's taxonomy places the organism in Eukaryota, Fungi, Ascomycota, Sordariomycetes, Hypocreales, Hypocreaceae.